Alligator sinensis (Chinese alligator) is the source of this 2592-nucleotide messenger RNA. RefSeq names its product olfactory receptor 6M1-like. The transcript has a single exon. Gene Ontology annotation, molecular function: olfactory receptor activity; G protein-coupled receptor activity. The record is from RefSeq and is a predicted model, not a curated record. Gene Ontology annotation, cellular component: membrane. Lineage: Eukaryota; Metazoa; Chordata; Crocodylia; Alligatoridae. Gene Ontology annotation, biological process: G protein-coupled receptor signaling pathway. Bases 1 to 975 code for a protein of 324 amino acids.
AUGACUAACGCCACAGCCUCUGUCCAGGAGUUCAUCCUGCUGGGCUUCCCCACCGCCCCACACCUCCACCUCCUCCUCUUCUGCCUGGUUCUGACCAACUAUCUGCUGACGCUUUCUGGGAACGGGGUCAUCAUUGGCAUCACCCUCUCUGAUCACCGGCUCCGCAGCCCCAUGUACUUCUUCCUGCGUAACUUUUCCUUUGUGGAGAUAUGGUUUACCUCUGUCACAGUGCCCAAGCUCUUGGCCAGCUUCCUCCAGGGCCCUCAGACGAUUUCCUUUGCUGGCUGCAUGAUCCAGUGCUACUUCUAUUUCCUUCUGGGGGCCGCUGAGUUCCUGCUUUUGGGUGUCAUGUCUUUUGACCGCUACCAAGCCAUCUGCAACCCACUCCGCUACCCAGCGCUCAUGACUGGGCGCUUCUGCUUGCAGCUGGUAUGUGGCUCCUGGGCCGCGGCUUUUGCAACCAUCCUGGGGCCGCUCAUUCUGGUGACUGGGCUGCCCUACUGUGGCCCCAACAUCAUCAACCACUUCUUCUGUGACCGGACACCACUGGUGGGGCUGUCUUGCUCGGGGACCCAAGAGGUUGAAGCUGUCAACUUGGUGCUGGCCGCGGUGCUGAUAUUGGGCUCUCUGGUGUUGACAGGCAUCUCCUAUGGCUACAUUGUCUUGGCAGUGCUCCGCAUUCCCUCCCUGCAUGGGCGCCGCAAGGCCUUCUCUACUUGUGCUUCACACAUGGUAGUGGUGACCAUUGUCUACGGCAGCCACAUCUUCAUGCAUGUCCGCACCAGCCACACCUACCCAGAGCAGGUGGACAAGGUGGUGGCCCUGAUGACCAGUGUGGUAGCCCCAUCGCUCAACCCCUUCAUCUAUACCUUGCGUAAUGAGAAGGUCAAGGAAGCCCUGUGGGAUGUGGCACGGAGGACCAGGAUCUUAGCCACCACGGGGAAAGCCAUAGAGGAAAUGGGGGAGAGAGCUUAGAUAAAGUGCAGUGGGGGAGGCCUUGGACUUGUGCAGGAAGGUGGAGGGAAAACUGGAAACAGUUUGGACACCUGGUUUCCAUCCUUGGCUUUAGGGGUGGGAAUGAGGAUUUCUGGGUUUAAAAAACAGGGACUCACAGCCUGGACUCCCGGGAUCUAUCUUCAACUUUGGGAGGGAAGUAGCAUCCCAAGCUAAGAGCAGGAGAAACUGGGAGCCCGGAUUCCUGGGUCCUGUCUCAGCUCUGUGAAGACAUUCGGCCAUGAAUUGGAUGGCAAGAAGACUGGACUGUUGGGUCCUUGCCCAAGUUUAGGAGAGCAAAGGGAUCUGGAACUGUAGAGCCCAAACUCCAAAGUUUCUAGUCACCGCCCUGGGAGAGGAGCUGCAUCUACCCGGACAGGCUCCAAGACUCCUGGGUUCAAUCCCUGGUUCUGGGAGAGGAGGGUAGGUUUGAGGGUUAAAACGGGGAGUCUGGGAACCAGGACUCCAUGACUGUUUCUCUAGCUUUUGGAGUUAAGUGGGGAGUAGUGGUUAGAGCAGAAGGAUGGGAGCCUGGACUCCAGGGUUUUCUCUCCAACACUGUGUAUGAGUCAGAGUAAAACUGAAUGCCUGCUUUGGAAGCUGUGAGCUAGAUCUCUAGCUCAUUCUGGGAUGUGAAAGGCCCCUUACAAAUGUAACUUGUAUUGCUGUUUAGACUGUGAGACUGAUUUUACACUGAAUCAUGUGGCAGAAUCAAAGGUGCCCAUUUGGCAGGUUGGAAAAUCUCUGCCCUUGAUGGACUUUGCAAUCUCUCAGCAUUUUGCAAAACACUCCUGCCUUCCAUUACAGACCAAAUAAGAACAUUGGUGUUACAUUUAUAUCUCUGCAUGUAUUUAAAUGUGUCCAUUUUGUGGGGAGGGAGGAGAGAAAAAUCGGUAUCUUCUACAAUCUCCUUUUAAAAUGAAAACUAGUUUUUCAUUUGGAAAAAUAUCCUUUUGAUUUUUCCUGUUGCCACCAAUUCCUGAUUUGUGCUGUUAAGUUUUUUCAAUAAUUUUCACUCCUUUCACAUGUUAAAGAAUGGAGUUUUGUUUUUAUGCUUUGCGUUUAGGAUUGGCUUGGGUUUUUCAAAGCAGGUAAAAAUAUGAAGGCGACCAAUUCAAUUUAAAAGUAUUUGAUUUUUGAACUAAAAGAAAAGUAGAGUGAAAAUUACUGGAUUCUUGUGAGUGAAAUCUCACAUGAAGCAUUAUUACAAUGUUUUACUCUGCCUUUUUUUUUUUUUAAAGAAACUAUUAUAUAUUUUAUUUUCAGAAUAAGCAAUUACCAUGCCUAACUUCCAUUGCAAGUCUGAGAAUAAGGGACCCAAGGCUCUUUUGUAAUUCUAUCCAGGAGUCUAUCUCCAUCUUGAGGCUCUCAAAUGUCUUUAGGAAUCUGGCCCUUAGCCCUCCUUUUCUGUUUGCGUUUGGGACAAAACGGAUUAAACCUGUUCAUAUUUAAACUGCUGAGUUUUAAAAAGUUACUAUACACUACUACUUGUACUCUUUUUAGUUAUCCUGAGAUGCCUCCUAGUGGCUAAAUUGUAAAAUAAUUUUUAACCAUUUUUUAAAAUGUAUUUUAAAGUCCUACUUCUAUUUCAAUAAACAU